UCCUGCUCACUACAAUAGCCAGGCUCGUGUGACGGAGCUGCGUCUCUCUCUCGGCUCAGACAGACGCGCCUCAGAGCUGCAGCCGCACAUCCACUGACUGGCGUCCAGACGCGCAUUCCGGAAUUCGAGGCAAUUCUAGAGUCAAAGGUUCAUGUGGCAUUUGAAGCAGCUCUCUGGAGUCGCUGUCAGUCUCUGUGGAUUCCUGUCUCCAGUAGAGCCCACACACCCAUCUUCCUCCUCAGCCCCGCUUCCAACUCACGAUCUCUAUCACGCGACAAGUCACUCCUCGUCCUCCUGCCCAAUUUCCAGCUCCAGACGCCACUCAGAUGGACACCGAGUCGACCCACUCCGGCUACUCCAGUCGCUCGGCGAGAUCGAACCGCCAUGGGGAACGUAGCCGCGACAGACACAAAGGCGGCAGCAGCAAAGACAGCAGUCGCUCCGAGAGAUCUGUCAUGAUCAACCCACCCGACUCGCCAUCCCAGGACUCCCCCGUUCACAACGAAGAGCCGCUCCCCGGAGAGCCGUCAGCAGCCGCGGACCCUGGAGAUGAAACGCAGGAUGAUAACUGGGGAGAGACCACAACAGCUGUCACAGGAACAUCUGAGCUCAGCAUCUCCCAAGAGGAAGUGGUUGGCCUUGGAAAAGAGCUACAGGAUCGAACACAGGGCUUCCGGCGAUAUCUUCCCCUGGCUGUGGGCUCCUGUGUGGGUCUGCUGGUGCUGGCCACACCCUUGGUCUUCCUGCUUCUCCCAGUCGUAAUGUGGCCGGACAGACUACAGGCUUGCGGUGCAGCUUGCGAGGGCCUCUUCCUCUCUAUCUCCUUCAAAAUCCUCAUCCUCCUGGUUGCUGUUUGGGCUUUGUUCCUGCGGCCGAGCCGGGCCUGCCUGCCCAGAGUGUGUGUGUAUCGGGCCUUUCUCACCACUCUCACACUGCUGCUCACCAUGUCCUACUGGCUUUUCUACGGGGUCCGGAUCCUCGAUGCACAGGAUGAAGAUUACCAUGGCAUCGUCCAGUUUGCCGUGUCUCUGGUGGACUCCCAGCUCUUCGUUCACUACCUGGCAGUCGUACUGCUGGAGCUCCGUCACCUCCGGCCUUGCUACAGCGUGUGCGUCAUCCGCUCCACAGACGGAGAGACGCGCCACUACAACAUUGGACAGCUGAGCAUUCAACGAGCUGCUUUGACCAUCCUGGAAUACUAUUACAGAGACUUUCCAUUGCACAACCCUGCCCUCCUCUCUGCCUCUAAACACAGAACUGCCAAACACCUGGCUGGGCUAAAGGUCUACAACGUGGACGCUCCAGGUGGUACGGCUGCAGCUCAGCCCAGCAAUGGAAAUCAGUCACGGCCUAUGGUUACACCUGCCACCAAACGCAAAGACAACGCGCACAGUGAGCUAUACUAUGAGGAGGCAGACUAUGAGAGGAGAGUCCGCAAGCGAAGAGCCAGGCUGGUGGUCGCCGUUGAGGAGGCCUUCACACAUGUCCGGCGCAUGAAGAAAGAAGAUGAGAACGCAGCACCGUCUGACAUCAUGGAUGUUCGUGAAGCCGCUCUGGCCGUCUUUCCCUCGAUGGCUCGUUCCCUGCAAAAAUACCUCCGCACCACCAGGAGGCAGCACUGCCACAGCAUGGAGAGCAUCCAGAAGCACCUGGCUUUUUGCCUAGUGAAUAACAUGAGUCCUAAGGCCUUCCUUGAAGCAUACCUCGCUCCCGGUCCGACCCUGCUGUACGGCCCAGAGCGCUGGAUGGCCGAUCAGUGGACUUUGAUCAGCGAAGCUUCAGUCACCAGCGGCAUUAAGGAGGGAACAGAGUUCCUGUUGAAGUGUCUUGAUUUUAAUUUAGCAGUCACAGUCAAAGGCAUCCCUUACAUCCGUUUGACUGAAGAGUACAUUGACCCCAAAUCUCAUAAGUUUAUACUGCUGCUCCAAUCAGAAACAUCUGUUUAGUAGUGAUACAGUGCAGCUGUGCUGCUGCUCUGUAAAACACAGAACUUUUGCAGUUGUCCAGCUGAACUUUUCCAAGACAAACAUUUUGUACCGUUUUUGUACUUAUUCGUGUUGUUUUUCAAAUUGAUAUGUUGUAGUCAUCGUGACGGGCUGGAAUGAGGAUGAAGGAAAGCAUUUAUUCUGAAAACAUUUGCAAGGCUCACAUUAGUUAUACCUCCAUGGACUACUGAUGACAUCUGCAGUGCCUCUGAAAAGCUUUACUGUUGAACUUUUUAACAUUUUGUCAUAUUUUUAACCACAAAUUCCAGUUUAUUUCAUAGGGAUGAUAUGCAGCAGGAAAAAUAUUGCAUAAUUAUCAUAUGAAAUGAAAAGAAUACAUGGCUUUCAAUUUUAGCUAAAUGCAUUUGAAGUCAUAACCGCUCAGUAAUGAGGUUACUUUGUCCAACCAUCUUCUGUUGAAUAUAAAAAUAUAAAUAUUUUGCAGUGUGUCUUCACAGUUUGGGAAAUUUUUGCUUCUUCAAACUGGCUCAAGUUCAGUCAGACUGGAUGGAGAGCAUCUGACAAAAGCAAUUUUCAAAUCUUAACACAAAUUUACAUUUUAGAUUUGACUGGGCUAUUCCAAGCAUAUGGAAACAUAUUGCAGAACAACAAAUUUUCAACAAACAUCUUACAUUUUGUGGUUAUACCAUGAUGAACUGUGGAAAAGUUCAUCACGUAUUUCAUGCCUCUCUGUUUUCCCUUGGUUUGUAUGUCAGUGUGCACCGAUGUGCUGGAGGAAAGUUACAGAAUCAGGACAAAAGAGGGAUUGCAGCAUGUUCACAGCUUUUUCAUAGAGGUUCACUUUGGAGUCUGUCUUAAGCAAUUCAUUGUAAAGUUACCGUAACUCUUUUUACCAGAACCGUAUCACUGUCAAAAGGUCUUGAGUCAUCUCUCAUUAGAAGCCACACUAUUUGUAAUCUUUUAAUGUGUUUUUGAUAAAUUCUGGCGUAGGGUUUUCGAAGGCUUUUCGAUGUUCUUUGAAGUUCAGCUGUUUUCCAAAGUGCAAAGGAAAGUUUUGAAGGAACAUCUGAGAAUAAUUUAUCAAGUCAACCUUAAAAGAUCACUCCUUACUGAAAAGGAAAUGUAAAAAAUGUGUGGUUGUUUGAUACCUUUGCACAGUGCUUUACUCCUUUUUAACAGUAGCAGUUAUUAUUUAUAAUCAUCCUGGAUUACAGAUGUAUGUACAGUAUUUAUAUGUAAAUAUGCUUUAUCCCAUUUUACUUUUUAUACAAAAUUGUGCAUUGAUUGCUUGAUAACUUUUUUAUUUUGUGAUUUUUCUUUUCUUUUUUUUUUACCUUGUUUAUGUAUGCUUUAUUUGAUGAGACACCUGGGCCGCAAAUAAUUGAAGACAUGCAAGUAUUAGAUAAAUGACAGGAGUCUAACGAACAGAAAGCAAAGCACAGUCCAGCUGAAUACCAAUGUUCUAGUCAGUAGGUUAUGGACAGACACACUUGGCUGAGUGAUGUAUUUAUGGAUUAGAAAGAGGACAUCCAAGAUGUUAGAAGACAUAUCAAGCCUCAAUGAAAGUUUAUAAACUUAAA
This is a messenger RNA of Poeciliopsis prolifica (blackstripe livebearer), 3526 nucleotides long. Its product is annotated as vang-like protein 1. The transcript is spliced from 9 exons. Gene Ontology annotation, biological process: multicellular organism development. The coding region runs from base 327 to 1946 and encodes 539 amino acids. NCBI's taxonomy places the organism in Eukaryota, Metazoa, Chordata, Actinopteri, Cyprinodontiformes, Poeciliidae. Gene Ontology annotation, cellular component: plasma membrane. The record is from RefSeq and is a predicted model, not a curated record.